UGAUCUGUCGUAAUCGAAAAACCUUAUCCAUUCCAUUACAGAAAAGGUUGAAAGCUUUCAGUGGCUCAAUCGCUUGCUCACAGUCACUCCGGUCGAUCGGGUUAGCCCGAGACAUGGCGGCCACUUGCUUAAGCAUAAGGCCCUCUUCAUCUUCCGCAUCCUUCAUCGCCACCAACCACCACAACCACAACCUCCUCAGAGCUCCAAAACGACUCGUUUCAUGGCCGUCGUCUCAGUACUCCUCUUCUCAGCCAAUCCGGCUUGGCCGCCGCGAAAGCAGGGCUCCGACGGCGGCGGUUUUAGACGGACAAGCGGCGGUGGCUGAAGAGGAGGAGGAAGAUCUGGACGGCUACGGUUACGACGAGUAUGACUUCUACGACCGCAACGACGACGUCGUUUCGGGAAGAGAGUGGAAGAGCCGGCCGAGACCGUGUGAGUUGUACGUGUGUAAUCUUCCCCGGAGCUGCGAUGUCCCGGAACUCGCUCAGAUGUUUAAGUGUUUUGGAACUGUUUUCUCCAUUGAGAUUUCUAGGAAUCCGGAGACGGGAAUAAGCCGGGGAAGUGGGUAUGUCAUAGUUGAUUCAAUGGAAGCGGCAAAAGCUGCCAUUAUUGCACUUGAUGGAUCGGACGUUGGUGGGAGAGAAAUGAGGGUCAAAUUUUCGAUUCAAAUGAAUCCGAAAAGGAGGAGUAAUUCGGCGGCAAUGACUUCACCUCCGGUGAAGAAUUUGAUAUACGAAAGCCCUCAUAAGCUCUACGUUGGCAACCUUGCGUGGACUGUCCAACCUCAAGAGUUGAGAGACCAGUUUAGCCAAUUUGGGCAUGUGACUAGUGCUAGAGUUGUACAUGAUCGGAAAGCCGGAAAAACCAGAACUUAUGGUUUUCUCUCCUUUGCUUCCGCUGCUGAACGUGACUCUGCAAAAUCCUUGAAUGGAAAGGAGUUUUGUGGUCGGAUAAUGGUAGUAAGAGAUGGUACGGAAAAGAAUGAAACUUCAUCUAAGUUAUAAGAUUAGCCACCUGCUGCUAUUGGAGUAUUGUUAUUUGUUAUGAAGCCUGAAGUAGAGCUUAAUGGGUAAAAAUACCACCAUUCUUGUCCCAAUUGGCAAUUUUGUAAUUUGAAUUUGGUUACUUAAAUGAGGAUAUAGUUUACAUUUAUCAUCUUCUUGUUUACUAGAUGAGAGUUUGUGCCGUAAAACUUCCUUCUUUUUUUCACGUGUAAAUGGUAUUG
Messenger RNA from Morus notabilis, 1225 nucleotides. Its product is annotated as 33 kDa ribonucleoprotein, chloroplastic. NCBI's taxonomy places the organism in Eukaryota, Viridiplantae, Streptophyta, Magnoliopsida, Rosales, Moraceae. The coding region runs from base 114 to 1004 and encodes 296 amino acids. Gene Ontology annotation, cellular component: cytosol. The record is from RefSeq and is a predicted model, not a curated record. Gene Ontology annotation, molecular function: mRNA binding. The transcript is spliced from 4 exons.